AUGCCCGAACCGGAGGCCACCCCCGAGUUCCAGGCUACUGCCGCCGACCUCUCGCCCUACUGUCCAUCUCCCCUCCACUCCGCCGCUCCAGCCGUUGUACCUGCUCUCCAGGAUACUGCUGAUAUCCUUGAUGCAAUGACCGCCCACACUAAUGGAGUCGCUCAAGGCGACCUAGAAGCACCUGCACAUGCACCAAUUUCGACCGAGUCGUAUGCGCAAGCUGCCGCGGACAACGCAGACGCCGAAGACGACGUCGACAGUCUGGACGAUGCCUACGGCGAGGAAGAGGAGACACACACGGACAAGGUUCAGGAACAGCAGGUGGAGCCAGAUGCCGGCGAGGAUGAUUAUCUCAAGAUCUUCGACUCUCCUCCUCGGGACGCGGAUCAAGAUGGCGCGGAAGAGGAUGAUGUAUCAAAGGCACCAGAAUCCAUUCACAAUUCCGCCGCUCCUGAUUCUUUGACAAGCCCUUCGCAAGUGGCCCCCUCCACCGUCGCUGCCGCUGAUUCCUCGUCGGCCACUGCUACUGCUGCAGAACACUCAGCCAAAUCCGCGCCUUCCCAACCAGCUGCCGCCCACCAAGGAGCUGAUUCAAGCGCGCCUCAUUCGACUGCCAACGGCGCCUCCUUCAACGCACGCAAUGACAAUGCUCCCGAGGAUGACCCCGCCGUUGAUAUCUCUCGCCUUGUUGCUGAGAUGACAGGCCAGGCGAGCGAGUCCAGCAACAACCAAUCUCCCACUGGCUCUACUCAGAACCAUGAUGCUCAGCCAUCGUCCAACUUGACCUCGUCUGCGUCUGCCACUCUUCCUCCCAGACCUCCGUUGCCUCAACAGGCGGCUCCCACAUAUCCAUCUGAAGACUAUCGAGGCUUCCCUCCUCAGACCGCUGCUUCUCAUGUCUCUUCCAACAUGAUUGCUCCGCCCACGUCAGGUCAACCAUCUGCUUACGUAGCUACGGGUGCUCCCGGUGCCCCCAGUACCGCAUCCGACGUCUAUGGCAGCCUCCCACCUCCACCCGCCAACGGUUUGAACGCGGCCAUGCCCAUCACUUCAAUGAACGCGCCUCCCUAUCCCAUCCCUGGCGGCUACCCGGCCGGCCCGACGGACGAUACUGCUGACCGCCAGAAGCUUUGGGACACUUUCGUAAACGACGAGCGCCGUUACAUGGCUGAUGCCAAAUGGGAUAAAUUCCCCGAUGGCUCACGCAUCUUCAUUGGUUCGCGCUCUCUCUCAUCAGGCAGACCCGACGGCGCCAUUGACUUCUUUUCAGGCAACCUGUCGAGCGAACGCGUUUCCAAGCGGGAUGUCUUUGAUAUCUUCCACAGAUACGGCCGUCUCGCCCAGAUCUCACUCAAGUCCGCCUAUGGCUUCGUCCAAUAUCACAACCUCGAAGAUGCCCAAGCUGCCAUGGACAACCUGCAGGGCAGCGAAAUCAAGGGUCGCAAGAUUCAUCUGGAAAUCUCACGCGCCCAAAAGAAAAAGGACGGCAACGAGAGGAACCGCUCGCCAGACCGUGGCGGUCGUGGAGGCCGACAGUCAGGACGUCAAGAUCGUCAUGACGGAGCCAACUCACACCAUGACAACCGUCGUAACCGCGAUGAUUACAGGCCGGGACGUAACAGCCCUCCCCGACGUGGCCAUGGCCGUGAGGAUAGUCACGGUCGGGAUCGUUACCAGCAGGACUCUCAUGACCACUCCCGCGGUCGUUCGCGGUCCCCGCAGGGAUAUGGCCGCCACAACGAUGGAUACCGCCGGCGUAGCCCCAGCCCGCCUGCGGCUUAUGGUCGUCCUUCUGCAGCCGACGACCGCCUCGACAUUCCUCGCCGCUACGGCAAUCAGGUUCCUGACGUUCAAUUCUUGCUCCUCCAGGAUCUUAGCCGCGACUUCAUAACCUGGGUUCAGCGCGGUUUCACCGAUCGCGGCCUGAAGGUUGACGUCAUGUUCCUCCACCCAAGUUUCCCUCGUGAGGCUAUUGUCCAACGCCAAGUCAUCGAAGGCGUACACGCCAUUGUCGAUCUCGACAUACAGGCACAGAACAUGGGUAAGAUCCCGCUCCGAGUCUUUGACCGCUCCGGAGGCGUCAGUGCCCGAUACGACGAUUACCGAGACAUCGAUCCGCCGAUCGCGGCAGAGCUCGUCCUCCGGGCCAAGUCACAAGCUGUGCCGGCGGCACCUUAUCAGAGUGCCCCGCCUCCCCAGCCUCAGUACCCGGGCUACGGACAGCCUUAUGGAGGGCAGCACGUACAUCCUCAGGCACCUGCUUAUCACGGAGGCCAGGGGCCGCCACGUGGGCCUCCUGUCCAACAACCUCAACCACCAGCGAUAGUGCCAGCCGACCUCGCCAGCAUGAUGAGUGGUAUUGAUAAUGCGACCUUGCAACGGUUGCUGGUUAGUUUGAACCCACAGGGUGGACCGGCGGCUGUCAACAACGCUGCCGGAGCUGCAAACGCCCAGCUGCAAGCCCUUAUGGGUGGUCUUCGGCAAGCGCCGCCUGCGGCACCAACGCAGCCUGCCUCGUAUGGCGGACAGGCCUUUGCUCCGAAUGGCGCCCCACCCCCGAAUGGCCCGAACGGCCACCCUCCUGCAACUGGCACCGGUGAUUCCGCAGUGCAGGUUCAGAAUAUCAUGGCACAGCUUGCCAGAUAUCGGCAGUAA
Messenger RNA from Colletotrichum tamarilloi, 2655 nucleotides. RefSeq names its product RNA recognition domain-containing protein. Lineage: Eukaryota; Fungi; Ascomycota; Sordariomycetes; Glomerellales; Glomerellaceae. The coding region runs from base 1 to 2655 and encodes 884 amino acids. The transcript is spliced from 2 exons. The record is from RefSeq and is a predicted model, not a curated record. Gene Ontology annotation, molecular function: RNA binding.